UCUCUCCCAAAUCCCGCACACGCGAUUUCUUUUCGUCGGCGCACACGCGAUUUCUCUUCGUCGGCGCACGAUUUCUUCUUCGUCGGCGCACACGCGAUUUCUUCUCAGGCUGCACGCACGCGAUUUCUUCUUCGGCUUGCACGUGAUCUUCUUCUCCGGUCCCAAAUCAAGCACAGCUCUAAGGGCUCUGACUUAAGGGGCAAGAGAUCUUCUUCUCUAGCUCCAAAUCACGCACGACUCUAAGGUGCGCAACCCUCCGGCUUAAGGCGCACGCGAUCUUCUUCUCCGGCAUUCUUUCCACGAUCCACCGAACAAGCUUAAGCUCAGGAACAAAGCUCUUAGAUAAUCCUUUUUAAGGAAGCAUCUUAGGCAAUAUUCCUUAUUAUAUUGGUAUGGAUAGCAACGGUAAAGUAGGUGCCUAUGAAGACCCUUCAUGGAGAACUUUGUGAUGUGUAUGGCAGGGGUGCACCUGACAUAAAAAAAGCUGAACUACAAUUGAUGAGGUGGGAAGAUAAAUUUCAGAUGAUAACGUGAUUAAUGAUGCAAGCUGCGAAGAAGAUAGUUCAUUCGACGAAGAGGACCUAAUCAAGGGUCUCAAAUUCCAACCAAUAUUGAUGGACGGACUAAAAUAAAUGUGGUUAUGAAUAAAUUUGUCGAAAAUGAAGUUCUUCGUGAAAUUACAAAUGAUAUCAAAGGAGUGAUUAAAGGAGUAUGGCCAACGUGGAAAAAGGUGCCUAGUGAUAUUAAAGAUUUACUUUGGGAAAAUUUUAAGUUGAGAUAUAAUUGGGAUAAUUUUACCGACAGAGAAAUGAAAAAGGUAUGGAAUGAAAAUUCAGGUGAGAGAUACAGGGCAUCCAUUCAUUUGGCUAAGAAAGCAACAUUAUCAUCUGCACAAGAAGAUUUAGGAAGGAAAUCAGACAUAUUAGAUAUGAUAGGUAGAGGACCUGAUUGGAUGAAAGCUAAUAUAUGGAAUGACUUGGUUAAAAUUCAUUGGAAUAAACCAGAUCACAAGAUCAAAUGUGAAAUUGCACGGAAGAAUAAAAUGGCAGCGAAGGAUGGGUCUACUAUCAAACAUACUGGGAGUUCAAUUUCUUUUGUAGCACACCGUGAGAGAAUGAAAAAAGAUUUGGGACGAGAUGUGGAUGAAUUUGAGGUUUUUGAACGAAUGCAUAAAAGAAAGUAAGGUACUGGAGAGUUUGUGGAUAACAAAUCGGUUGUUAGUGAACAAUAUAAAGAGAAACAAAAUGUUGAUGAUUAGUCUACUCGACCUUCAUUCAAUCUCAAAUCAUGGUGUGAUGUGGUGGGCGAUCCAUGUAAGAGGAGGGUGUACGGAUUUGGACGCAAUCAACAUUUUAGAAAAUCAUGCAAUGGAAGUUCCAAUGAAAUGUGCUCUCAUGAGAAGAACAAUGAAUUAUCUCAAGAAAUUGAAAACAUGCGUGCUAUUAGCAAGAGGAUGGAGGAAGAAAUUACUGAAAGCAAAAAUAAAUUGGAACUCAUUAUCAAAGAAAAUAGACAGAGGGAAGAACAACUUAUCGAGGAAGGUAGGCAAACAGAAGAAAAUCUAAAAGAGAUGGUUUGUAAAAUGAUUCAAGAGGCGGGAUAUACAAAUCAUUUAAGCGAAAUAAAGAUUAAAUUACUUUAUCUUUGAUUAAUGGUUAAAUGUAUUUAGAUGAUGUGAAUAUUUACUUAUUUCAAUAUUAAUUUUAUGAUACUUUUGUAUUA
Molecule: messenger RNA, 1722 nt
Organism: Zingiber officinale
Lineage: Eukaryota; Viridiplantae; Streptophyta; Magnoliopsida; Zingiberales; Zingiberaceae
Exons: 7
Coding region: 641-1183 (180 amino acids)
Source: RefSeq, a predicted model, not a curated record